Messenger RNA from Nothobranchius furzeri (turquoise killifish), 6569 nucleotides. RefSeq names its product laminin, beta 2-like (gene lamb2l). Gene Ontology annotation, biological process: tissue development; animal organ morphogenesis. NCBI's taxonomy places the organism in Eukaryota, Metazoa, Chordata, Actinopteri, Cyprinodontiformes, Nothobranchiidae. The record is from RefSeq and is a predicted model, not a curated record.
GAACGAGCUGAGCUGAGCUCACACGGGCUUGCAGCCGCAGCGGGACGGGCGGUGCAGCGGUCUGUUCGUGCGUGUGUGUGUGCGUGCGUGGAAGGAAAGGAGCCGUUUGACAGUUUGCAUGUGCGCGUGUCCUCAAACCAUCCGCGCAGGUCUGGAGCUCGUACAUGUGCACUGGUGCGCAGGAGUCUGCACGCCGGCGGGGGAAGCCAGGCGCAGAGUGAACCUUUCUGGACAUGCAGUGGUCUGUCCAGAGAGACAGUCGGGUGUCUACAGGUGGAACGAUCCAGAUGAUCAUCAUGAAUAAGUAUCUGAGUCUCAUCUUCCUGUCUCUGGCUGCGUUUGGACAGGAAGUACCGUCCAACCCUCACGGCUGCACUGAGGGUAGCUGUUAUCCUGCAACAGGAAACCUUUUGAUUGGACGAGCGGCCAAUUUAACCGCCACUUCCACCUGUGGCCUGCGCGGACCGGUGCAGUAUUGCAUCGUGAGCCAUUUACAGGAGCCAGACAAGUGUUUUGAGUGUGACUCCCGGCAUCCCUAUGAUUCGUACCGCCACAGGAACAGUCACCGCAUCGACAAUGUCAUCUACCUCAUGGAUAGCAAUGGAGACCACACCUGGUGGCAGUCCAUCAACGGGAAGGAGGAUGUCAGCGUCAGACUCAACCUGGAGGCUGAAUUCCACUUCACACACCUCAUCAUGAAGUUCAAAACUUUCCGACCUGCAGCUAUGAUCAUUGAACGUUCAGCGGAUUUUGGUCGGACAUGGCGGCCUUACCGUUACUUCGCCUCCAACUGCACCAGAACUUUCCCCAGGAUCCCAGCCAAGAGCUUGCACCAAAUAAACGACGUCAUCUGUGAGGAGCGCUACUCUGACAUCGAGCCCUCAACAAAUGGAGAGGUCAUUUUCAAAGUUCUGGAUCCUGCAAUUCCAGUGGAAGACCCUUACAGCCUGGACAUCCAAGAACUUCUGCGAAUCACCAACCUGCGAAUCAACUUCACAAAGCUCAACACUUUGGGAGAUGACCUGCUUGACCGUCGCUCAGACGUGUUGCAAAAGUAUUACUACGCCAUUUAUGAGCUGGUGGUCCGAGGGAGCUGCUUCUGUUACGGCCACGCUUCAGAGUGCGCCCCGGUACCAGGAGUGAACACUCGGGAGAGUGGGAUGAUCCACGGUCGAUGUGUUUGCAAGCACAAUACUGAAGGUCUGAACUGCGAGCGUUGCAAACCUUUCCACAACGACUCUCCAUGGAGACCAGCGGAGGUGGAGGAGCCCCACACCUGCACAGAAUGUAACUGUAACGGCCACUCGGACCGCUGUCACUUUGACAUGGCCGUGUAUUUGGCCACGGGGAACACUAGUGGAGGAGUUUGUGACGACUGUCAGCACAACACCAUGGGCCGUAAAUGUGAGAUGUGCAAACCGUUCUACUACCAAGACCCUAACAGGGACAUCAGGGACCCACGCGCUUGUGUCGCCUGUGAUUGUGAUCCGGUGGGGUCAUUCGAGGGGGGCAUCUGUGACAGCCACACCAACCUGGAUACGGGGAUGAUCAGUGGACAGUGUCGCUGUAAAGCGAACGUGAAAGGCCAGCGCUGCGACAGCUGUAAGAACGGUCAUUAUGGUCUCAGCCAGAGCGACCCGCUUGGAUGUCAGCCUUGUAAUUGUGACCCUCGUGGCAUCAUCAUGAUGGACGCUCCUUGUGAUCAGAUCAGUGGAGACUGCUCCUGUAAAAGACAUGUGAUAGGACGCUACUGCAGCCAGUGUGAGCCUGAAUACUGGGGCCUCAGCAACGACCUGGGCGGCUGCAGACCUUGUGACUGUGAUUUUGGUGGAGCCUACAACAACCGCUGUAUGAUGGAUAGUGGGCAGUGUGGCUGCAGGAAACACUUAAUCGGUCGACAGUGCUCGGAGGUGCAGCCUGGGUAUUUCUGUGCUCCUCUUGACUUUUACACAUACGAGGCUGAAAAUGCAAACGGAGUCCCUCCCACAGACUCCUCGCUGCCGGGCAAGGUUCGUCCUCAGGCUGCAGACGACUGCAUUCAGCAUCUCAGUAACCAGGCGAGAAGGCAUCGGCGACACAGACGCGUUUCAAGUUCGCAGCAGUAUCAAGCAGCGCUGAGACGCAUCCGGCAGCUUCAGCAGACGCCCGAUGUGACGACCGUCCACAGAGAGCACGCCUCCAGCCACAUCGUGACCUGGACUGGACCUGGUUUUGCUCGAGUCAAAGACGGCGCCGGCUUGGUGUUCACCAUCGACAACAUCCCUUACGCCAUGGAGUAUGACAUCAUGAUCCGCUACGAACCCGAGUCCACAGAAGACUGGGAGGCAGUGGUCAGUAUCACCUCUGUCCAGCUUCCCUCCAGCCUCCGGUGUGGAAACCUCCUACCGACGGAGCAGCUCUACACCGUCACACUGCUGCACCGAAACAGAUACAUCCAGAUGUCCAGGCCGUUCUGUUUUGAGCCCAGUAACCGUUAUGUGGUCUCCAUCAGGUUCCAGCGACACGGGGUCGCUCACAGACACCUGACCGCUUUUAUUCUCAUCGACUCGCUUGUGCUGAUUCCCAAAUACACUGAGCUUCCUGGUUUCCAAGGCAACGCUCCAGCGGCAGAGCAGCACCGGGACGAUAUGAUCCGUUACAUGUGUCUAGACUCUUUCCUGAUCACGCCGAUGCCCGCUCUGGCCGAAAUGUGCUCCAAACUCAUCUGUAGCAUCUCAUCCAUCCUCCAUGACGGAGCUCUGCCCUGUCAGUGUGACCCUCAGGGGUCAAUGAGCGGUGAAUGUGAUAAGGUCGGAGGCCAAUGCCGUUGCAAAGCGAAUGUCAUAGGCCGACGCUGUGACCAGUGUGCCCCGGGAACCUACGGCUUUGGAGCAAACGGCUGCACGGCUUGUAACUGCCACUCCGACGGCUCCCUGAGUCACCAGUGUGACCCGCUCUCCGGUCAGUGUCCGUGCAGACAAGGAGCCAUGGGCCGGCGGUGCUCGGACUGCCAACCGGGCCAGUGGGGCUUCCCUAGCUGCGUCCCCUGUCAGUGCAACGGCCACGCUGACCUCUGCCACCCCCAAACGGGACAAUGUGCAGACUGCAGGGACAGCACAGCGGGACACCACUGUGAACGUUGUGUGGACGGGUUCUACGGAAACCCGGUGCUUGGUUCGGGGGACCACUGCCACCCCUGCCCCUGCCCUGGGAUUCCUGGUUCAAACCACUUUAACGGACUCUCCUGCCAGGCCAACGCCACCUCGGAUCAGAUCGUUUGCACCUGCAGACGAGGUUAUGCAGGUUCCCGCUGUGACCGGUGUGCCCCCGGUCACUACGGCAAUCCAGAGCAGCCCGGAGGACGGUGCCUUCCGUGUGAAUGCAACAAUAACAUCGACACCCAGGAACCUGGGUCAUGUGACUCACGUACCGGCGAGUGCCUGAGGUGUCUGUACCACACCGACGGCCCGUCGUGCUCUCACUGCGAACGCGGCUACUUCGGCAACGCUUUGGUCCAGGACUGCAGACUUUGCACCUGUGUGCCGUCCGGCACCCUGGAGUCGGUUUGCCACGAGGGACGGUGCCACUGCGACCGCCAGAGCGGAGACUGUCCCUGCAGGGACAACGUGAACGGCCACAGCUGCGACCAGUGCUCCGAGAACCACUGGAACUUCGGUCAGGACGGAGGCUGCGAGCCCUGCAGCUGUGACCGGCAACACGCCCUGGGGCCUCACUGCAACUUGUUCACAGGCCAGUGCCAGUGUCGUCCGGGAUUCGGAGGGAAACGCUGCACCGAGUGCGAGCCGCUCCACUGGGGAGACCCGCGGCUGGAGUGCCGAGAGUGUAGCUGUGACCCGCUGGGCUCAGAAACCGCCCAGUGUGACCGAAAAACGGGCCAAUGCGAGUGCCGGGACGGAGUGACUGGGAGGCGGUGCAACGAGUGCGCUCGAGGCUUCAUCGGCGACUUCCCCAGGUGUGUCCCCUGUCAUCCGUGCUUCCAGCUGUGGGACGACCACGUCUGCACGAUCAAACGGGACUUGGACCACUUCCGGUACACCGUGGAGAAGAUCCUGGAAAGCGGGAUCUCUCCCGGGCUCGGGGACACGCGCAUCAAGGAGCUGGAGAAAAAUCUGAACAAGGUGUUGGAUCUGAUCGGUGCAGGGGACUCCGACGGGGUCCACCGGCUGGUCGCGCAGAGCAUCGACGACCUCAGUACAGAGAUUCUCCUCACCAACGGACGGCUGUCGGACAUCGGCCAGGAGUUGAACUCAACAGCAGUAAAGGACGAGGAGCUGAAGCGGAUCCUGAAUGAGUUGGAGAAAGAGCUGAGGGACGUCAACGCUACUGUGGCUCACAAACAGGAGCUGCUGGACAAAUACCUCACCUCCGGGUUAGCAGAUCAGUUUGAAAAAGUGAAGAAGUACAACAGGGAGUCCCUGCAGGCUGAGGAGAGAUGCAACGCCUCUGUGUCGGGCCCUGGCAGUCCGGUAGAACAAUCCAACAGAACCAGAGCCGUCACAGAGGAGCUGAUGAACGUCAAAAAAGACGAGCUGCUCCGGGCUCUGGCUGCUCAGAACAACUCAUUAAACGAGUUGCAGCAAAACAGCCACGACCUUGAGAGGAAGGUCCCUCGUCUCAGCGACAUGGUCUGUGGCGGUCACAGCAACUCCAGCAGCAACGGCAGCUGCCCCGAAAGCCGGUGUGGUGGUGCAGGUUGCCGUGACGAUCAGGGUAACCACGCGUGUGGUGGUGAAGGAUGCAACGGGACGGCGGGCGUUGCUCUCGGAGCGCUGGAUAAAGCCGGGAACGUCUCGGAGAGACUGAACGCCGCUGAUGAGGAACUGCAGGGAGUCAUGAAGAAACUCCAGGAUUUAGCUUCUCUGACCCAGAACGUCAAGAACCAGACCGUGAAUGUUCUGACUAAAGCGCAGAGGAAGAAGGAGUAUUUUGAAAGCAACAACAAGAAGCUUAAAGACCUCAUUAAGAACAUCAAAGACUUCCUGAACGAGGAAGGAGCAGACGCUGAAAGCAUCGAGAAGGUGGCUCUGCAGGUCUUGGCGAUCUCGCUGCCGCUCAACAAAACCAAUCUGGGCCAGAUGAUCAAGCAGAUUAACAACAGUCUGACCAACCUCACCAACGUCGGAGGGAUUGUGAAUCAAACCUCGCAGAUCAUCAGAGAUGCUAAAGAGCUGCUUGAAAACGCUAAAGAUGCCAAGAACCGAGCUGUGAGGGUGAACGGUCUGGUCAAUAACACCAAGCAGGCUUUGGAUCUGUCUGAGCGAGCCGUAGAAACAGCAAAGAAAGCCCUGAAGGAAGCCAGCGACAACCUCGACAGCACCAAGAACGCCACCUCUGAGGUGGAGGAGAGGCUGCAGCAGCUGGAGGACACACAGAUGGACGCGAUGAUGCGUUUGAGCAACCUCUCCGUGGGAGUGGAGGCUCUGAGGAACAAGACGGAGAUGAACAGGCAGAUGGCGAAAGACGCCCAGGCUCAGGCCAACAACGCCACGCUCCAGGCGUCUUCUCUGGAGCGGAACCUCAACGACACAGAGAAACGGUACCAGGAGCUGCUGCUGAAGAUGGAGUCUCUGGGGGGGGCGGCUGGGGAUCUCAGCAGCAUCCACCAGAAGGCCAAAGACAUGAAGAAGAAUGCAGAAGAUCUCCUCAACGACGCCAUGAGCGGGAUUCAACAACUGGAUGAUCUGGAGAGAAGGUUCAGGGUCAACGAGGACCGGAUGCAGCGACAGCGCGACGAGCUGGAAGAUCUGAAGCAAAAUGCCACGAGCGUACGAGACGCCAUCCACGACCAGCUGCAGAAGUACACCAGCUGUCAGUGAGGAGGUGAUGAUGAUGAUGAUGAUGUUACUACAAGUUUCCGGUCUGAUUAUCUGCUGCUGAGGUGUGUCUGAUCCGGUGACUGACUCAGACGAACGUCACCCAAAGCGCUGCUCUUUCACUGUUUGAAACAUUACUGGUCGAGUGUUAAGACACCGUUACCUGCUACUGUUCAUGUACUGUACGCGUUCUCUCCUGGACAUCAUCACUACAUUAGGUGAUGUCCUCAAGCUAUUUUCAUUAAGAGAUGUUUGUUUCAUUGUUUUGACCAAGAUCAUUGAUUUAUUUGAUUUUACAUCUAAUUAAUUCUGAAAAAUAUUAGUUAUGUUGUCAGAAUAAAAUUAGAAUUUGGUGCAAAAGUUCAUUUAUUUGAGUAAUACAUGAUGGACUCAGAGCCAGACAUUUAUAAUAGUGAUGAUUACGGCUUACAGCUGUCCAAACUGUCAGAAUCAAGUGUGACACUUUAAUAAGCUGAUGAACCCAGAACAGCUGCAGAGGGUUGCUGAGCCUUUAGAUGGUCUCGCAGUCUGAGCUGGAUUACUGACACUAAUAGUCUUUAGCAUCAGAUUCUGAGUUUUGGAGUUUCACCUGUAUUUUUGCUACAUUUGUCAUUCUUUAUAAUAAAUACAUGAAAAGGUUCGAUUUUAUAAAACAAAAAUGUGUCAAUUUUUUAAUGAAAAAUAUAAAUGUAUACUUUUACUUUGUAAAGUGGAGAUGUGUCCAUUCAGACAAAUUAAUAAAUCUUGUGACCUGAA